Messenger RNA from Alexandromys fortis (reed vole), 1786 nucleotides. RefSeq names its product transmembrane protein 70 (gene Tmem70). Bases 105 to 866 code for a protein of 253 amino acids. Gene Ontology annotation, cellular component: mitochondrial membrane. Gene Ontology annotation, biological process: mitochondrial proton-transporting ATP synthase complex assembly. The record is from RefSeq and is a predicted model, not a curated record. NCBI's taxonomy places the organism in Eukaryota, Metazoa, Chordata, Mammalia, Rodentia, Cricetidae. The transcript is spliced from 3 exons.
AGGGGGCGGGGCCACGCCGCAGUAGUGGCGUCGGUCGCGAGAGUCGCGUUUUGGCGUCCUUGGCGGCAGCUGGAGCCUGGCCGCGCUCUCACCAAGCUCGCGCCAUGUUGCUGUUGGCUCUGGGUGGCCGGUGGGCAGCGGGACUGCGGCCCGGCGGAUGGAGGACUCCAUGGUGUGCGGCCGCCGCGCUCCGAGGUUCCGGGGUCGCCUUGUGGCGUGCGACCUCCCGCGCCGAGCCCGCGCGACUGCUGAGCGGCGUACUCCUGCGGGGAGUCCAGCCUGGCCCGCGAGCCUGGGGAGCGCAGAUACCCGUUUUUUGGGAGCGAUGUGUUCGAUGUGCACACACACAGUUUGAUAAACCAGAAGAUGAAAGGCUGAUUUAUACUGGGAACCUGGCCCGCACAGUAUUUGGUGUGAAAUGUUUCUCUUAUUCUACAAGUGUGAUCAGCCUUGCAUCUUUACCAUAUUUUUUUUCACAAAGUGUGACGUUUGAAAGUCUGCCUCUGCAAAUCUUAUUUUAUGGAGUCAUGGGAAUCUUCACAGUGAUCACGCCUAUGCUGCUUCACUUCGUUACAAAAGGCUAUGUCAUUCGGUUGUACCACGAAGCCACAAGUGACACUUACAAAGCCAUCACUUACAAUGCUGUGCUUUCGGAAACCAGCACGGUGUUUCAUCAAAAUGACGUGAAGAUUCCAGAGAGCACACAUCUAUUUACCACCUUUUAUGCAAAAACAAAGUCACUGUUAGUUAAUCCAUUGCUCUUCCCAAACCCUGAUGACUUUAACCAUCUAAUGGGUUAUGACAAACCAUUCACUUUUGAUAUGGAAGAAGUCAGUGAAAAGAAACUGCGUGAGGAUGAAAAAUGAACCUAUUUGGUUUUGUGUACAUGCCAUGUAUAUUUCAGUGUGUAAUAAGAUUGCCUACAUUGUGUUAUUGUUAGUGAAUGGUUGUUUUUAAAAAAAAUACAGUUUAAAGCCUGAAGACAGUGCAGUUAAUAUAGUGUUUGCCUUACAUGAGGCCCUGGGUUUGACCCUCAUCAUAUAAGUAGGUAUGCUUGUAUACACCAGUAACCCUAGCACUUGGAAAAUGGAAGUAGGAAGACCAGAAAUUUGGGAUCAUCCUUGGCGAUUCUAGUAGGUUUGAGUCAGCCUGUACUGUGUAAGACCCUGUCUUAAAACAGUGUUGAUCUGGGUGGUGCACGCCUUAAAUCCCAGCACUCCAGCGGCAGAGGUAGGUGGAUGUCUCUGAGUUUGAGGCCGGCCUGAUCUAAUAAUUGAGUUCCAGGACAGCCAGAGCUGUUAACACAGAGAAACCCUAUCUUAAAAAAACCAAAACAACAACAAAAAACCCACCAAAGAUCUCAAAAGUUGAAACUAUCAAGCAGAAUUUCUGAUUAAUUUUCAGAUAAUGAUGUUCCCAUGUAAUAAAAUACAUUUAAGAACAAAUUGUUUCUGUUAAAAAAUGCGGAUAAUCAGCCAGUUGGUGCACGCCUUUAAUCCCAGCACUCAGGCGGCAGAGGCUGGUGGAUCUCUGAGCUCAAGACCAGCCUGCGUGAGUUCCAGUAUAGCCAGGGCUGUUACACAUAAAAACCUUGUCUUGAAUAACAGAACAAAUAUGUGGAUAAUCGUGUAUUUUACUAUGUGUAUGGCUACAUGUAUUUAUGUUUUUAGACAGAGUCUCACUAUGUAAGAUUGGAUGCCUGGAGCUUGCUGUGCAGACCAGUCUGGCCUUGAAUUCAAAGAGAUCUCUGUCUCCUGCAUGCUAAGAUUAAAGGUGUGUCAUACCA